Messenger RNA from Uloborus diversus, 2302 nucleotides. Its product is annotated as ATP-binding cassette sub-family G member 5-like. Gene Ontology annotation, molecular function: ABC-type transporter activity; ATP binding; ATP hydrolysis activity. The record is from RefSeq and is a predicted model, not a curated record. Gene Ontology annotation, cellular component: plasma membrane. NCBI's taxonomy places the organism in Eukaryota, Metazoa, Arthropoda, Arachnida, Araneae, Uloboridae.
CUACACGUACGCUUGUGCAUUCAGUUUAGUAACGUGCAACGUGAAAGUUUUCUACCUGUCGAACUGUUUUGACAGAAUUUAAUUCAUAAUUUUUAACGUAAAAGAAGUACUAUGUCUGUGUUGUAUUUACCUUUUUGAUUAACAAAAGCUGUCUGUCGUAUUUACUAUUGGAAUCCAGAGCGUUAAAUGACCUCCUUUAAACCGACUAAGAUAUAACAGGCAGGUUCUUCCUUGAUUUCGCAGAUCUACCUUUGAGAUGAAGGAUUUGAAACCUAUGCUCGACCCAAUGGGUCCUGCAGUAAUUUCCAGCGACCACGUGCUUGAACUGACCAGUGUCUUCCACACUGGCCAAGUAGAACCAGGGACAUGUUUCCAGAAGUUGGCUGGUUCUAUUCCCACCGGAACCGUUCUCAAGGAUGUUUCCAUGGAGGUUCACGCGGGAGAAGUCAUGGCUGUGCUGGGGUCUAAAGGCAGCGGCAAGCGAGCAUUGCUGGAAUGCAUAGGAAGACGAGCAUUGGGACUGACUAGGGGAGUAAUUUCUCUCAAUGGUAUUGGGUUGACACAACCUUUGUUUCGUGAACAAUGCGGGUUUGUUCCCAGACAAGCACAAUUACUUCCCGGACUCACAACUCGACAAACUUUGGACUAUGCUGCUCAAUUGACUCUAGGUGACAAAGUGUCCGGACACCUUAAAAGGAAUAGGGUGAAACAGGUACUGGCUGAUCUUGCUCUGAACCAAGUUUCAAACCGGGAAGUGAGCAGUCUCAAACCCAGUGAAUACAGGAGACUUGCCAUUGGCUGUGAGCUUGUCAAGGAUCCAGUGUUGAUUUUACUCGACGACCCGACCCACGAUUUGGACCCCUUAAACACAUACUUCGUGAUCUCAAUCCUGUCGAACCACGCCAAGAAGUCGAGUCGCAUCGUGGUACUGAGCAUGGAAAAGCCCCGGUCCGACAUCUUUCCUUUCCUGGACCGGGUCACCUACCUUAGCCUGGGAGAGGUCGUCUACACAGGCAGUACAAGAAUGCUGCUGGAUUAUUUCGGUAGCAUUGGAUUCCCUUGUCCAGAAUUAGAAAAUCCUCUCAUGUACUACUUAUGUCUGUCAACGGUGGACCGUCGCACCCGGGAGCGCUUCAUCGAGUCCAGUACCCAAAUUUCCGCCCUCGUAGAAAAGUUCAAAGUGGAAGGGGAACACUAUAGAAAGUGCUACGUUCCACCACACCUACCAACAGACACCAUAGAGCAGAAGGAUGCUCGCUACAAACUUCCUUUAACAGCCUACGGACAGCCAUCAGGAUGGCAAAUCUUCUGUACUCCUUCUCAGGUAAAACGUCGCUUCUGUGUCAUUUUCAACUGCAAUAAACGUGCAUUGAGGGAGCUUUUCCUUCGUCUUCUGCUGCUGCCCAUGUUCUGCGCCCUGAUCGUCCUACAUUACUUUCCCAUUGGAGACUUCCAACACAGUUUCAUCACUCGAAACGGACUCUUCUUCAACUCCCUGGUUGCGGUUUCGUUUCUCUCUGCUGCCAUCACUGCAGUUACACAUGCACCUCAUCGCAAUCGUUACUAUCAAGAAAGUCGGGAAGGUAUUUAUAGAGGUCCACUCUUCAUAAUUUCCACCAUUUCUUACUCCCUUCCUCUGAGCGUGGCAUCUGUUACGGCUGCUGGAACCAUCAUUUAUGCGGGUGCCAAACUACGAGAAGAAUGGGAACGUUGGGCCAUGUUCUGCGCCACGCUCUGGGCAGUAUAUUCCUUCUCUGAGCAACAAACCAUGGCUCUGAUGAUGGUCAUCCGUUCGUCUUUUACGUCUUUCGUCACCAGCAUAUAUAUCCUCAUCGCUUACAUUACUUGCUCGAGUGGAACCGUCAGGAGUCUAACUGCACUACCAGAAUGGUUCUAUUAUGCCAGCUAUGGACUCUUGUACCGAUACGCGGGUGCUUUUCUUCAACAGAACGAGUUCUCUGAAAACGAGCGGUUGUCCCAUCCGUAUUACUUAAACGGUACAGAGGCACUCUCCUGUCCCACAAGCGUUCCAGGCUCUUGCGUCUACGUGGAUGGCGAUCAUUACUUAGCACAGAAGUAUAUAACUUCAGACCUAUUAGAAGACUGGUUAAAUUUCAGCCUAUGUUUCGUAUUCGUCGGUGGUAUGUGGGUCGUUAACGCUGUGCUCCAUCUUGUGCCACUUCCUGCUUUUAUCAAAUCUAAGUUCAGGAGUUGAGCUUUUUCAAACUAAUGUUUAGGUACAUUUUAAAUAUUGUUUUUAAAAAUUUUUACUUAUGUACAAUAAAAUGUUUAUAUUAUUAUA